Sebastes umbrosus (honeycomb rockfish) is the source of this 4084-nucleotide messenger RNA. RefSeq names its product discoidin, CUB and LCCL domain containing 2 (gene dcbld2). The record is from RefSeq and is a predicted model, not a curated record. Bases 276 to 2399 code for a protein of 707 amino acids. NCBI's taxonomy places the organism in Eukaryota, Metazoa, Chordata, Actinopteri, Perciformes, Sebastidae. The transcript has 15 exons.
AGGAGGAGGAGCCUCAGUGGAGGAAGUAGCUCUCACAGCCUGGAUGUGUGUGUAUGUGUGUAGAGCAGAGUUACCUCCACAGUGAGAGUGUCGCUAACCACUGGAUUGUUACAACGACAAGCAAAGAAGUCAUCCUCGAGGGGGGGGACUGGCUCUGGAGGACUAGUCCUAGUGUAUUCAUUCACCCUCCUCUCGGUACAGGUUGAAGCGGUGCAAGCUGGUCCAGCAGCAGCUCGCAGCGUCACCAUUACCAUGCAUUCAGACUGCAGGCUGCUAUGGGCAGAGCGGUAAUGGUGGUGGGCAGGAGACCGACAGGGGCCGCUCAGGGGGUUCUCGUCCUGUCGAUGAUUCUCCUCCUCCUCCUCACCAGGGAGCAGGGCUGCCGAGCGCAGAAAGGUGAUGGCUGUGGCCCCAGUGUACUUGGCCCCAGCAGUGGGACUCUGUCCUCUCUGGGUUACCCGCGGAUAUACCCGAACAACACGGUGUGCGAGUGGGAGAUCAGCGUGCCCCGCGGCAACAGGGUCCACUUCCGCUUCGCCGAGCUGGACAUAGAGGACAGCGACUGCCAGGUCAACUACCUCUGCCUCUACAACGGAAUUGGACCCGAGAGGAGUAAGAUGAGAGGAGCAAAGUACUGCGGUUUGGGUCUGAAGGUCAAAGAGCUGAUCAGUUCCACUGGCAACCAGGUCACUGUCCAGUUCAUGAGUGGGAACCACCACACCGGACGUGGAUUCUACCUGUCCUACUCCACCACCGAACACACGGAUCUAAUCACCUGCCUGGACAAAGGGACUGAUUUCCCCGAGGCCGAGUUCAGUAAAUACUGUCCGGCGGGCUGCUUGACGUCUACUGAGGAGAUUUCUGGAACUAUACCUAACGGAUACAGAGAGUCCUCUCCUGUGUGUGUGGCAGCCGUCCAUGCAGGUGUGGUGUCCAACGCCGUGGGAGGGAGGAUCAGCGUGGUCAGCAGCAAAGGCAUCCCUCACUACGAGGCCUCACUGGCUAACAAUGUCACUUCCACUGGAGGAACUUUGUCCAACAGCCUCUUUACCUUCAGGACCAACGGCUGCUACGGAACGCUCGGUUUAGAGUCUGGUGGCGUUGCGGACACUCAGCUGUCUGCUUCGUCUGUGUGGGAGUGGAACAUCGGUCAGCACAGCGUGUGGGCGCCAUCGGGGGCACGGCUUAAAAAGGCGGGGCUGCCCUGGGCAUCGCUUCAGAGCGACCAGCAGCAGUGGCUGCAGAUCGAUCUCAAGAAGGAGAAGAGGAUCACAGGUAUCGCCACCACCGGCUCCACCCUAAGAGAAUAUCAGUACUAUGUUUCAGCAUACCGGGUCCUGCACAGUAACGACAGCAAGCAUUGGUCCAUCUACAGGGAAGCAAAUUCUACACAAGACAAGAUUUUCCAAGGCAACACCAACUACCUGCAUGAGGUGAGGAAUAACUUCAUUCCCCCAAUCGAGGCCCGGUUUGUGAGGAUAAAUCCGACCCUAUGGCACCAGAGAAUCGCGCUCAAAUUGGAGCUGCUCGGCUGCCAAAUACCUGCAGCGUGGCCGAAAGCAGUGCCGAGGACGAGGAUGUUAAACCCCUCUCGUCAUACUCCACCUCCUGCGGGUACAAAACGGCCACCUCACCUUGGCGAAUCCACACACACCCCAGACAUCAGAAACACCACUAUGCCUCCUCACACUGGCAAAGAUGUGGCACUGGCAGCAGUUCUAGUGCCCGUGUUGGUCAUGGUUCUGACUGCUCUCAUCUUGAUUGUGGUUUGUGCGUGGCACUGGAGGAACAGGAAAAAGAGCUCUGAAGGAACAUAUGAUCUCCCUCACUGGGACCGCACAGACUGGUGGAAAAACAUGAAGCAGCUGUUGCCCUCCAAGAUGGUGGAAACCGAGGACUCAGUUCGGUACAGCAGCAGUGAGGUGGGCCGGCUAACGGGAAGAGGGGCCGUACCCAGACUACAUGCUGAACCUGCAGAAUACGCUCAGCCCCUGGUGAGUGGCGUUACAACGUUAGGUGCCCGGUCAACCUUCAAACCGGACGAGGGGCCCGACCCAGGAUACUCAGAUCCGGACCUGUACGACGCUCCCAUCUCACCAGACGUGUACCACGCCUACGCAGAACCCUUGCCAGCCUCGGGAUCUGAAUACGCCACACCCAUUGUGGUCGACAUGGGUUGCCACCCAUCGGGGGGCUCCUCUUUGAACCAGCCCUCCUCCACAGUGUGUGGUUUCAUGGGUGCCGGGCCGGCCUCCCUGCUCACACGGACAGACAGCAGCCAAUCGGGGAGGUCGGCUUACGACACGCCCAAGAACGCCACUGGACAGGUCACGCCCACCGAGGAUCUGACCUAUCAGGUACCUCAGAGUAGCACUCAGAAGCCAACGGGAAAGAGCUGAAGAGUCUGGAUGCACAUGGCCUUAAUCUCACUGCCCAACACAACCCCGACGGACAAAGACAGAGGGUUGUAAACGGAGGCGGAGGAGGUGUGAACCUUGAGCCCUGGAGCCCGGGCUCGAGUCUUGAAUGAACACUACCUUAGCUUUAGAUUCAUCUGGAGAUGUCUGUAUUGCCUAAAUGUUUCUGCAUGGCCACAAUCUGCUUGUGUAGUGCCAUUACAGUCCUAUCACUGAAACCAUGAAAGAUGAAUGUGUUUGUGCCAGGUGUGAGAGGCGGAGAUGGGAGGGAUGGCGGACGGAGGGAGGGAGGAGGAAAAAGGAGAACGCUGACUACUAUUUGAUAAAGACUUUGUCCCUGUUCUGUGAUCCUUAGUAGUUCUUGCAUUCUGUGAAACUGUGAUUUCCAUUAUUCUUCUGUUACAUACUGAACCAACUGAAAUGUACCUGAUGAUUUUUUUACAUUCAUCAAAUCUAAAAAAGGGUUCUCUUACUGAAUUAACUGCAUGUUGCGUUAAAGUACCCCACAAUCCAAAAGAAUUCCUCCUUUCUAGAGAAACUCUAGUUUUUCCACGGUACGUCUUUGUCUUACUUUGUUUAAAAAGCAUGACUUGAAAUUGUGUAUAGUUCUAGUAAUCCCAUUACUGCAAACCUUUUUUAAAACUCUCAGAUGAUUUUACUGAUAUUUAUUUUUUAUUUCACAUCCUGCUGAUGAGGAAAAACUCUGAUAAAAAAAAACAGCCCACCACUACCCUCACUGAUUACACGUCAAAUGAAUUGUGGUUGCGCUGUUGUGAAACACCUAAACUGACAAUAAUAAUUAAGAGAUGUUGUAUGUUAACUUGAAAAAAGGCUGAUCGGGAAGAUCAAUCCAAUGAACUUCAUAAAAGAGAAGACGCUUUUUGUAAUAUCGGAGACCAAAUGUUGCCUUUUUCUGCGUUUAUGCAAUGUUAAUUCUCAACAGAACCAACUUUCACAACUGUGCCAACAGCGCAAGUUUAGCCAAAUACACAUUAAAGCAGUCUUAAUGUAGGAUACAAACUGUUUUUAAAGGCCUAGAUAGUUGAUGUCCUAGAAAAAAAAAAAGGUACAGACACAAGAGGUAGAUGGGUUAAUCUGUUACAGCUGAUCAUUUCAUAGAGUUUCCUGUGUGUUUGUCCUGAACCUUUAGAGUUUAUUUGUGCAUCGUGGUGAUUGUCUCGUGUUGAAAUGGGUGUUUGAGUGUUUCCUUCCUUGUAUCUUAUAUGUGCAUCAUCAUCUGUAUGUGUGUGGUAAGCUGUUUCAGUAUUUCAGUCCUGUGUGUUUUUUUUGGACUGGUUUGUGAAGCGGCUUAGAGUUGUAUUCUAGGAUGUGUUUCAGUCGUUUGUCUGUAGCACCAGUUAGACUGCAUUCCUCUCCUGUCCCACCUGUGGUACUAAUCUGACCAAACGCUCUGUGAAAGGAGUGCAGAUGGAGAAAAAUGGAACAAGCUGCUUUAUAACUUUACAGAAUAGCAACCUCGCCUGUAGGGGGGUGGAGGGAGGGAGGUGUUAUGCACACAGCUGUGCCACCAAUCAUGCUUUGAUUGUGCUCAAUAACCAAGGCGAGCUCCAUCCAGAGUUUUUGGUGCUCCCCUGGUCACAGAGGGAUUGUGUUGAUGUGGCUCUCACUGAUUGUAUAUAGAGAAAUAAAGAGUUUUUAAAAGAAAA